Molecule: messenger RNA, 621 nt
Organism: Knipowitschia caucasica
Lineage: Eukaryota; Metazoa; Chordata; Actinopteri; Gobiiformes; Gobiidae
Source: the annotation of a GenBank genome assembly
AUGGCAGGUGAAGCUCUGCCUCCCCUGCCUCCCCUGACUGCACGUCCCUGCUCCUACUCCUCCUCAGACGGCAACAACACCAGCUCCUCCUCCAGACCGCAACAACACCAGCUCCUCCUCCUCCUCCGACGGCAACAACACCUCCUCCUCCUCCUCCGACGGCAACAACACCUCCUCCUCCUCCGACGGCAACAACACCAGCUCCUCCUCCAGACUGCAACAACACCAGCUCCUCCUCCUCCUCCAGACCGCAACAACACCAGCUCCUCCUCCUCCUCCUCCUCAGACGGCAACACCAGCUCCUCCUCCUCCUCCUCCUACCGCAACAACACCAGCUCCUCCUCCUCCUCAGACGGCAACAACACCAGCUCCUACUCCUCCUCCAGACCGCAACAACACCAGCUCCUACUCCUCCAGACCGCAACAACACCAGCUCCUACUCCUCCUCCAGACUGCAACAACACCAGCUCCUACUCCUCCAGACUGCAACAACACCAGCUCCUACUCCUCCAGACUGCAACAACACCAGCUCCUCCUCCAGACUGCAACAACACCAGCUCCUGUCAGUGUUGCCUCGCCAGUUACACAACAGCAGGAAUGAGGAGCAGAAAAACCAAAUGA